Molecule: messenger RNA, 17898 nt
Organism: Leptomonas pyrrhocoris
Lineage: Eukaryota; Euglenozoa; Kinetoplastea; Trypanosomatida; Trypanosomatidae
Exons: 1
Coding region: 637-17898 (5753 amino acids)
Cellular component (GO): cytoplasm
Molecular function (GO): protein binding; ubiquitin-protein transferase activity
Source: RefSeq, a predicted model, not a curated record
AGAAGCUGCUCCUCGCGUGAAGGAUCUUUCGGUGCAUCUCUCGUGCCGCGCAGCUUCCUACCGCUUCUCUACCUUUCUGCGUUUAUAUUUUGCUCUGCAUGUAUACAGCCACCACCUGCUUCAUUGGGUUUGGUGUUCUCUUCCGUUUCUCGUCAAAUUCUCUGUGCGGUUCCGCUGCAGCCGACAACGCUGUCUUUCUCUCUCCCUCUCUCUUCCCCUCUCUGUCUUCGUUCGAUUGAAAAACAAACAACAAGAAGACACCUUCAUUCUGUGCGUUACCGCAGUUUUCACAUUUUUCUUUUCUUUUUGACUGCUCUCCACCCUUUUUCUUCGCCUGCGACGUGUGUAGAUCCGUAUUUCCCUUUCUUCCUUGCACCCGUCGCUUUGCACGUCCGUCUCCCUUGUUUCUCUCUCUCUCUCUCUCUCUCUAUAUAUAUAUAUAUAUUUCUCCGCACCCGGCAGCCUCUCUCUGCCCCUGCUGCUUCAAAACUCGUUGGCCAAGACUCGACGUGCCACCUUCGGUCGUCUGCUUUAUCGUCUUUCGACAUUUCGUCCAUCCAGUCCAAUUAACGUCUCCGACACAUCAUCUACCACCCACACUCACACACUCUCACACGUGUACGCAAAAGAGAAGAGAUGGAUCAGCUGAGCUCCUUGUACGUCCGCAUGGCGAGCGGCGCCCACAGCCAGCUGCACAACCCAGCCUCGGUGAUGGGCUUUGUAGAUCAGAUGCAGUCACGCGUAGAGAAGAGCUCCGCCCCGCGCAAGAGCUUCCUCAUCGACCCCGCCACACCGCACAGCGACGUCGUGAUUGCGGAGUCCUCGGCGCUGAAGCAGAGCGUGGGGUGGGUCACCCUGCAAGUCACGGAGGGCAUCCGCCGUGGCAUCCACGAAUGGGGAAUCAAAGUCGAGCACCAGGGCGAGAGCAACGAUGAGAGCGGGUUGAUGCUCGGCAUCUUGCCGAAGAGCUUCUCCAAGUACGACACCUUCAUCUCACAAGGUGGGGGCUGGUGCUUGAGUCGCGCUGGUAAAUUUUACGGCCACUGGCGCCGCACGGACACGGGCGGCGGGGCGCUGACGUUUGGCACCGGUGACCGCGUGGUGCUGACCCUCGACUACGAGGCGGCCGUGAUGACGGUGCGCGUGGGCGAGAAGGUCGUGGUGGGUGAGUUGAGCGGGCUGACGAUGGAGGUGUUCCCCGCGGUGUCGCUGCACUACCGGCACCAACACGUGCGCUUUGACCACCACGCCAUUCGUGAGGCCUCGUCGCAGCACCUGCCGUGGCGGCAGCGGCAGACCUUCCCCCUCGCCCCGGCCUACAUGCCGCUGAGCUUUCCGGAUGUACAGAAUCUCCCGUUGAACUCCUACCUCUUCAGCAGCCUCUUUCAAAACUGCCUCUCCCUCGAGGGCAGCAGCGCCAUCACGAUGGAGGAGGACCGCAACGCGACCAACACAGUGCCGGGCGCCGCGUCGGCAGCGUCCCUGCACGAGCUGUUGGAGAAGGAGCGUGCGGAGCACGCGGCCAUGACGACGGCACCGGCAGAGGCCACCGCCGCCAUCACCAGGGAAAAGGAGCAGCGGGCCAUGCGGCUCUAUCUGUCCGCUGAGGCCUCCGCGGCGCGUCUCACGGUGCUCUCCCGCGCGUUUGCGGCCGUCCGUCGCUACGUGGCGGUGCAGCCCGGCACGUCCUCCUUUCUCUCCCCGCACGUCACGGCGGAGUACCUGCGUAAGCGGUUGUACGAGGCGGCGCGGGAGAGCGCGCUGCGUGCCGGCAGCCAGAGCGGUGCCCUCUGUGUCUCUGCCGCGAACAGCGUGUCCGCCUUCUCCAUGGGCGGCAACCCAGCCAGCCCGAGCAGCAGCAGCAGCAGCGGCGGCGUUACCGGAGGCGGGGGCUACGAUGCCGCCCUCAACUGCGGCGCCGUCAUCGUCGUACACCUCUUUGUGCAGGCGGUCUCGAGUGGGCAGGGGGUCGCCGCCCCCCUCGUCGUGAGUUUCCGUGACUUCAUACUGUCGCUGCCGAUCUUUUCUCUUGUAGAAGGCGGGGCGGGCGGCUCGGUGCUGGCGCCCGAUACGGUGCAGCUCGCCGUCGACCACAUCGUGCGCCUGCUUGACGCCUCCACGGACUUGUCGGACAGUGCCGCCGCCGCCGCUCGCCCUGCCACGACAACGGCGACUGCCUCGUCCAAACAGCCCAAGACGCGGCAAGACGGGCAAGGCGACGCCCCGGUGUCGACAUGCACCGCCGCGCUGCUGGAGGUGGCGAUGCUGCUCGCCCUCCAGCGCGGCCUCGUAAGCGAGGUGCUGCGUGUGUGUCGCUACCUCCUACGGGUGCCGGCCGGUACGCUGUCCCCUGCGCUGGUCGCAUGGCUGCGGCGGCACACAACCGAGCUCGCGCCCCGCCAGCCGCUGCCCGAUGUCGGUCACGCGCUGAAGCGCGCCUGCGAAGAUCCGGCGAGCUUCACGCCGACCCAGAUUGACCCCUCCACGGUGGUGCUGGCCGUCGCCUACGGUGCUGGAUGUGCCACUCUGUACCUGCACACCGCUGACGGUCUCAGCAAGUGGGGACCAUCCGCCGCCACUCCCUACGUGCUGCUGGUCGACACACGACUGCCCGCGCCCUACUGCACUGGUGCGUCGCGGUCUAGCAUGGCCGUCACGCACACGCACGUGCUGCUGCUGACGGACCGCAUGGCCAGUGAGGAGGUCGCACUCGUGCUCUACUCGCUGCAACUGGACCAGCACCAGGUGCUGCGGUGGGCGGACAUGCACAGCAGCUGGCCGCGCUCGCCACGUGCGAGCCCGCAGUUGGCGACCAUGUCGGGCGACGGCGUGCUGCUCCUCUUCGAGCGGAGUGCACCGGCGCCGGCGUCGGUGCGGACGGCGAACGGCGCGGCGGCCGUCGCGGGCACGCCGGCGAGUGCGGUGGCAAGCGGCAGAGGCGGCCGCCGGCUCGUUGACUCCACCCCACUGGCCGUACCGUCGCCCCCCUACGGCGCACCCGCUGCUGCGCCGCCGCUCCUCUCGGUGGAGUGGGAGGUGGUGGUGCUCGGCUACAGCGCGGCAACGGCGGCCGCGCUCAGCGGCCCGCCGCUUUGGACGCGCACGUUGCAGCCGCCACCGCCCAUCAGCGCAUCGGGGGUGCGCCUGGACCGCUGCCUGCUACUGCGCAAGCCGAGUCUGGUGGACCUCGGCAGCCCCGAGGAGCAUCUAACCGUCGUGGGUGGACACGUAACGGUGGAGCUGUGGGUGCAGUUUCUGGAUAAAGAAGACGCGGCGACGCUCUACCAGCACGGCGACCGCAGCACCAACGGCGAGGUGUUUCUGGAGCUGAUCCGGUGGGAGGGCUCGCACUGCAUCCGCGGCGGCUAUCGACACGACGUGCGCGGGUCUUGCCUCGUCUCCGCCCCUCUCCCGCCCACCGCGGAGAGUCGGCCGCUGCAUGUUGGGCUCGUCUUCAACGGCCGCUGGCGGUUGUUCUUCGACGGGGAGGAGGUGGCGGGCAAUCGCCAAGGCUCGCACGUCGCCCUCGACGCACCGAAGCAGCGGUGGACGGUCGGUGCCGGCUGCACGUGUCUGCUGACCGGACUGCGCGUGUGGCGCCUCGGCCGCACCGCGCGCGAGCUCAGCCGCGACUUUCGCCGCUCCCUCGCCGGCGAUGAACCGGGUUUGGUGGCGCAGUUUUUCUUCAACGAGCGGGGCGGCAACGUGGCGCUGAACUACGUGCAUCAGGUCAAGGCAUCGCACGCAGUGUGCAGUGGCGGCUUCGCGCACGUGCCGUGCGCCACACACCCGUGGCGCCACUACGGAACGUCGUCUGUUGCUGCCGUGGCGUCCGCAAGCAUCGAGUCCGCCGCCAACCCCGGCACUGCUGCGGCGUCUCUCGCGUGCGACAGCACUCCCGCCUGCGGCCGCCUGCAUGAGUGGCGAGACCUCACUCUUACCACCUGCUGCGUCGUACGACACGUGCUGCUGCUCAGCACACCGGUCGGCGACAGCAGCCCCUACCCGUCGAAGGAGGGCGGCCGUGCCUUGAUGUUCUUCGACCUCGCCUCUGGUGUGGCGCACCGCUCCCUGUUCUUCCUGACAAGCCGAAGCCCUGUUCGGCAUUGGAUGCGCGCAGACCCGGCAGGGCGCCUGUGGGAGCUCUUCGAGGUCGACGCCAGCCUCGUGAAGGGUGAGCAGGAGGCCUCCUAUUUGGUGUCGCUGCUGAACGCGACCGGGUCGUCCCCGCAGCGGCCGCGCGAGCGCAUUCUGGCGGUGGUGCCGCUGCCACUGGAAGAGGAGGAAGACGCAGAGCGGCUGUGCACAUUUGUGGAGGACGACAGCGCCUUCGUCGAGGUCGAGCACGCUGAUGCAGUGAUGGCGGCGGCGUCGCCUUCGCUUGACCGGAGAACGAGCAGCAACAGCAGCAGUAGCACCGCAGCAACAGCAGCGACAGGAGCCGCGCAGUGCGGACCGGUCGUUGCGAGCACGCCCGCGGAGCCAGACCAGUUUCAUUCGCAGCUGUCGUCCUUCGCUGCCCUCGUCGCGCAGCCCGGCGCGACCGUUUCCUACUCGACGGUAGCGCUGUGGCUGUUGAAGCUGCUGGCGGCACACGCCGAUGCCGACCCGGACGCCGAUCAGGCCCUCUUCACCCCUCUCGCCGAUGACGUCAGCAGUCGAUGUGUGACGGAGGUCCGUGUCAUACUGUGCGAACACGUUCGCGUCGUGCGGGCCAACAACGCACGCCGUGCAGUGGCACUGCGGAGUUCGCUGUCGUGGGUGGUGGUCGCGGUGGCGCUGCGGGUGCUGCUGCGGCUUAUUCGCCGUGCCCGUGCCUUCGGCCUGCACCCCGGUCCGCUGAAGCUGACAGUGGUGAAGAAAAACGGCGAAGGCGAGGAGCUCGUAAAUGGGGAAAAAGGUCUGCCGCGACUCGCUCAGGGGGAGGAGGCGGCGGCCGCGUCAGAGGCGACGAUGUCGCUGCUGCUGCGUGAGCUGCAUACCUCGUCCUUGCGGCGCAGGACUGCGCCGUCGCCGGCGCACGACGGACCUGACAAUGCCGAUUCAUCGACGCUGCUCGGUUUGCUGGCGGACGUGAUCAACGAGGAUGGCCUGACGCUGCCGACAGUCGUCGUGACCCUCGCGCGCACCGUGACGGUGGAGGGCGUAGGGCUCUUCCUGCCCGACGUGCGGCAGCGCGCGAAGCUGCUACGGGAUAUGCUCCGGGCCUCCUCGCCGUUGUGCGCGUCGCCGUUGGCGUCCGCCGCCUCUCUUAGAUCGCAGCGCCGCAACAGCGACGCAGGAGACAAGAAUACUGGCGGCGGUGAUGGUGGUGCGAGUAGCAGUAGUCGUCCCAGUAAGACAGUGGACGAAGCAGCAGAGGAGCGCGUGCCGGCCAUGAACGUGCUGUUGGACGCCGUGGCGCAGAGCUUCACGACGGUGCUGGCGGCAGCCCCCUUGCUGUGCGUCGAGGACGGCGUCGCGUCCCUCUCCGACGUGUGUGACACGUUGCGCACCCUCUUGCAGGAGUCCGCCGUGCAGUGGCGGCGCAAAUGGAGUGUCGCCUCUACCCCCUCGCCGUUGGUGAGCAGCACCACGACAUCGAACACGGAGUUCACGGCAACCGCAGCCUUGCACGUCGCCGCCGCUGUGGUUGUCGCACGCCCCUCCAACUCGUUCCACUCCUUCGCCUUCUCCCUUUCCGAGGCCAUCGCGUCCCUGCAGCUGCUGCUGCUGAGUGCGUGCCAAGGCAACCGUUGGGAGGUGGCCCUCACAGAGAUGCACGCCAGCGCGGGGGGUGCCACGAGUGGUGGGGGUGGCGGCGGUGGGGGCAACAACGGUGGUCGUGCCGUGGGUGCCGGUGCAGCCAACAGCAGUGCCGGUGAUAACAACAGCAACGGUGGUGGAAACAAUGGCGGGUGGAGUACACAGAGCUACAUGGGCGGCCUGGCUGGCGCCCGCGACGCUAUUUCAGCUGCCGCGCUGGACUUGCAGCACCUCUGCUUCUCCCAGGCCGCCUCGCACCACCCCUGCGUUCGCCUUCACUACAGCGCCCUCUUCACCAGCGCGGCGUCGUGUCUCGCCUUGUGCGUGGAGGCGCAACAACAGGAAGAGGAAGAGCAGCAGCAGCAAAGCGAUGCCGUUGCAGCGAAGCGUGCUUCGUUGCUGCCGGCGAUGGUGGCGAGUCUGGCUCCCACCUUCCUCACCGCCCCGCUGCACACCGCCCUCAGUGCCAUUCCGCUCGUGCUGACCGUGGAGGACGGGGAGUGGUUUCAGGCCGAGCUCGGUCAGCUUUUGCGUCUCUCGGAGAAGCUGCUGGGCACCCUCUCCGCGUCGAUGACAAGCGACAACAGCGGUGGUGUCAAUGUGGCGGUGCCGAGGGAGUUCAGCAACGACGGUGGGGCCUCCGUGGCGGCCGCACGCCGUCUCCUGUCGUCGCUGCGCGAGUCUCUCUACUACGCCUCGGUGUGGGUGGCGGCCUUUCUCUUCAACUGCUCCACCGUUUCCUCGUCCAGCGUGAAGGAAGAACAGGUGCGGCAGCGGCUGGGCCUCGCCUCUGUCACCGCGACCCCCACCGCGCAGCGCACUGUGACGAACCUCACGGCCAUCCUCGACUGCGCGCCGGCGGAGCCGUCCAUGGCGCCGUCAUCGUCGACAUUACGGCGGACGGCUGCGGCGGAAGCGGAGGCCGCCGCGGUGUGGGAGCAGCCAUUGCUGGAAGGCGGCAUCUGGCCGCAGGACGCCGGCGCAGACGCCGAGCAAAAUCCCACGAGCGACGCCGGCCGACGUCGCGGUGCGUACAUGGCGCACCUCGUUCACAACACCGCCUACUGGUCCGCCAAGCAGGCCGCUUUUGACCACCUCGGCUCGAAGGCGUCGAGUGCGAUGGCGCCCCUCAUCACGCUGAUGGCGGCUGCCGCCCUGCAUCUCAGCUCCCUCCCCCUUCCGUCACUUACGGCAGCACAGGUGGAGAAGCUGAUGUGCGGUGUGAUGCGUCAGCUUUCACGGCCGGUGCGGACAGAGCUACUAAGUCGCCGCGAAGGGGAGGGCGACCACGUUGGCGACACCAACGGCGGCGGCGAGGCAACGCUAACGACCCCGCUGAGUGCGCUUUCCCCUGUCAGCCGACAACGGGCGUUGGACGCGAUGCUGAAGGAGUUGCAGCAGCGGUGUGAGCUGUUGCUGCGGGUGCGCACCUGUUCCGAGGUGUGGGAUGUUGAAGAUGCGUUGUUUAUGCAGCCGACGUGCGAUGCGGAGACCGCUUCAGAGGCAUCGCUGCACGUUGAGCGAGGAAGUGCACCACCGCAGCAGCAACAGCGGCGUACUUGUGCAAAAAGAAAACUCCAGGAGGCGUGGCACGCCUAUGAGCUUCGAAGGAUGCGCUAUCGUGCCCACGUCGCCUCUCGACCGAGCUGCACGCUGCACGAGGCAGUCCAGCUCGUCAAGCACGUCAUCCUCUCGCGCGCCACGACCGCAGCAUCGCUGCGGGCGGCACUGCGGCAGCGAGAGAGCUUAGCCGCCCUGCGUGAAGCUGGCAUUGACCGUUUAGUGCAGCUGGUGAUGCGAGCUCCGUGCAGUGCGGAGAGCGUUGCGCAGCUGCUGAGCGCGCAGGGUCGAGGUGCGGAAAGCCAUUUUGAGGAUGGCCUGCGAGGCGGCGGCCACGGCUACGUGGCGCGCAUUCGCAGUGCGUUGUACGAGCUGCUGUCCUAUGCAGCAGCACCGGCGCCGGAUCAGCGCAGCAACCGUGCGGGGGUGUCCCUCUCCCUUGUCAGCUCUGCGACGGUCCUGUGCGGGCUGCUCGACCGCGCAUGGCAGCCACGCGAUUUUGCCUUCUUUGUGCAGCUGCGUGUGGUGCCGGCGCUAGUGGAGUGUUACCUUACGCUUUUCAAGUCGCGCGCGGAGCCCGCCCGCGUUGUCGGCACCUCGAAUGCGCGCUGCGGUGGCGGAGAGAGGAGUGGCGAACGACGAUCGUCACACGUUGGCGGCAGCACUACGCCAGCCAGUCCGCGACGGCACUCCGCCACCGGCGCCGUCCCCCGUGCGCGCUCCGUGGAACUGCGCCCGAUCGCACUGACGGAGCGGCGGCACCGGGAUGAGGUGGUCACCGCCCAGCAGGCCCGUCGGUCCAGCAAGAGCACGUUAGUGUCCGCUGCCGUCCUGCGUGGGCAGAGCGUCGCUGGCGAGGGCGGCGUUGCCGGAAACGGCGGUGGUGCAGAUGGGCCGCUACAGUAUACCGCCAACGAAGCCAUGCAAGCGAAGGUAUGGCUGACAGUAAAGAACUUAAUGCUGCAAUCAACGGCGAUGCUGACCGCAACGCAGCUGUCGUCCAUGUCGCGGGUGGAGCAGACGGCGGUGAUGGCCUUUCUUGCGGACGCGCUGCGUGCGGUCGGAGCCGAAUUGCAACACUGCCGCGACGUGCUCGCGCGGGCGGUGAUCGACACACCGGUGCUGCUGGCGCAGGCGGGCGAUGCGGCCGUGCUGGAGCCGCUCGUGACGGUGCAAGAUCAGGUGGACCUGCUGUGCAGCCUGCUCAGCGUCGUGGCCGGCACGCUCAGCUCCCCCACAGCCGCCUUCAAGGAACAACCGUCCAUGACCAACGCGGGGGAAAGGAAGGAUGACGCUGCGGACGGUGCAAUGUUUCUGAAUGGAGCACUCGGCACUGUGUGCGCCGGCGUUGCCGAGACGUUGCUGGAGCUUGUCGCGCUCGACGUCCACCAUGCACGCGUCGUGCGGAACGAAGCCGGGGUUGGCUGCGUCGUGCGGGAUGCGGCGGCCUGUGCGCGUAUUGCGGGUUUGCUGCUCUGCCGCUGCCAGCCCGUCGCCAUCCGUUGUUUUGCAUCAACGACAACAGAGUCGUCGUUCGUCCCUGCCUCUCCGUUCUCCGCGUGGAAUGCAAUAUACGCAUCGCCGGUGUUCACCGCCGUCCCGCGUGCUGCGUCGUCCGGCGACAAGGGCGGACACACCUGCAUCCAGCGGUGGCUCGACCUCUGCACGUACGCGGUGGCCACGACGGGGCUGAGUCGUACCGCGCAACACGUCCUACUGACCCUGCGACGGCUGCUGCACCAACCAGCCUGGGCCGCCGAGCUGCGCGGCUUUGCGGCUGCCUACAAGUGUCUUGUUCUCACGUACGUCAAGCUGAUACAGGUGGGGGACGGUGAGGAGGAGGAGAAGGGGCAGAGCAGCGGGGGCUCUACCCGUGUACGCGAGCUGUCUGCGGUGCAGCUCUAUGUGUGGGUGGUCGUGCUGGGUGGACAGCUGCUGGCGCCGCCGGUCGACCUGGGGAUGGUGGUGUCCUACCUAGACGAAAAGGACGGCUUUCAGCCCACAUUGGCCUACGUGGUGGACGUGGAGUCCGUGAGUGUGUCGACGACCUCCACGACGAAUGCGCUGACGGCGGCAGCACCGCAAGCAGCAGCGUCGACCAGCCGACACGUGCGCGGCGCGAGUCACCUUCCAUCGAAGUUAGCGGCCGCGAUGGCGGGGGAUGGGGAGCGGGUGCGCAGCGUCGUGGCGGUCCCUAUCGACCCGUCCAGCGGCUGCAGCCGCGAGGCGGAGGAGGUGUCGCUGUCACCGCACCAACUUUUUCUCCCCGCGUGGGAGGCGCCGGUGGUUGUGGCGGUGGUGCCGCCAUAUGCGAAUCUGGUAGAGGACUUUCUGAUGCCCGCGCUGCAGCACAGCGUCCCGCUGCUGUUCGAGAAGCUGCACGGCGCCGCCUCCUUCAGUUCGAUGGAGCUGCUCGUGUUUACGAGUCUGCUGCAGCUGACUGCUGGUGUGAUGCGGGCCCGGCCAGAUCUCGCGCGGCGUCUGAUCGAGCAUGGUGCCUUGCCGUCUAUCCGGCAGCACGCACUGCAGGGGGUGGUGCGGCUGCCUUUUCCGUUGAAGGUGCUGAAGGAGUGGGCGGCGCUGGUGGCGGUGCGGUCCGCGGAGGAGGUCGCGGAGCGCAUCUACACCCCUGAGGAGGAGGGCAGGCGAGGCGGCGCAGAGCAGGCGGGAGACGCGGGAGACGCGGGAGACGCGGAGGUGCGAGAGAGAGGAGAAGGCAGACGGCAAGGCAGGACGGCGCGGAGCAACACGACGCCGGUGAGUGGCUCUCCUCUCCCAGCAAGCCGGUCCGCAACGCCCACGGCCGCGGCGACGACGACACCCGCCACGUUGCGCACGCCAGCAGGCUUUGCCAACGAAAACAGCGGUAGCAUCAGUAACUCCCCUCUGACAGUUGGUGGUGGUGGUGCUUCAGCCGGCCGCCCGGUGUACACGUCGCUGUCGGCCCCGUUGGCGCCUUUACCCGGCUCGGGCGAGGCCCUGCUAGACACCUUCCGCAGCGGCGGCCUCUCCGCCUCCUCCACCGCUGUUUUUUUGCCGGGAGGCGGGGGCGGGGGGUACGUGGUGGGCAACAGCGCGUCGGCGACGGCGUCCUCUGCGGGCGCGCACCUCACUGCCCCGAGCGCCCUGACGCGGGACAUCGCCAGCGACUACGGGCUGCUGCGGCUUGCGAGAAGCUUUGGCGUGUUUGCCGGCGCGUACGGCGGUGUCCCCUCCUCUUCUUCGAUGAGCGCGGCGCUGGGCAACGCGCGCAGCUCCCCUGGCGCGUUGCUCGCCAGCGCUACGCCAACACCGACGAUGAACACCGGUGGGAACCCGAGCAGUCUGACCGACGGCAGCGGCACGCCGGCGCCGGCGCGUAUUCCACCCCGCACGGAGUUGGGUACGAACGGUGGGGCACCGAUGUUUUUGUCGUUUCCCAUGUGGGACGCACACCCACUGAGCAGCGCCGCCCCUUCCUCGCACACGCCGGCCGCCGUCACCAUUACCCCGUCGCGGCCCGAGGUGCGCUUCCCGGUGUGGGACGACGGCUUCGCGAUUGAAACGGCGGUGCUGUUGAACGACGGCGACGUGUAUCCGGCGAUAGGGGACUCGCUGAGUAUCCCAUGCUCGUGGGCCCGGGUGAGCGCUUCGGACUACGAGGAGGACAGCGUGCCGCCUGCCUCGCCCUCGCCGUUUGAGUUCCCGCUUGUCACCCUCUACGCCGCGGUGGAGCCGACAGUGGCGACCGGGAAGCUGCUGCCCUUUAUUCAGAUCAAGGUGCAUCGCGGCUGCCUGAGUGCUACCAUCACGUUUCCACGCACCAACGCCGGCGAUCACGGGGGGCCGGAGACGGUGUUUGUGACCAAGGCGAUGCGCCGCGAGGACUGGCACCACUGCAUGCACGUCUCCCUCAUGUGUAACGCGUCGUGUGUGACGUUGUGCCGCAACGGCGAGGCCGCCAACGUCGAACUCCGCGGUGACGUCGGCCGGCGGCUGGAGACGCUGCUGCGGCAGGACGGUUUUAUUCGAGCCGUGGUGCUCGGCCGCCACGCUGCCGCCGUUGUGGGGGCGGAUGCGCCGGUUUCUCUCCACGACAUCCGCGACAGCAGCAGCGGGGGAUGUGCGACGCCGGUGCGCGAGCUGGACGGCCCCAUGGCACUGCUGGGCGGGCUGCGCAUCUGGGGCACCUCGGUGCUGCGUACGUCGGUGCGGGUGGUGGCCGAGCUCGUGGCGCGGGAUCACGCCUUGCAGCCCUUCGGCCUGCCCGAGCACCUGUGCUUCUUUGAGAUGAAGGAGGGCAGCGGCGGGGUUGUGCACUCCGCGGACACGUCCCAACAGUACCGCGGCAUGCUCUCGGGUGGGGUUCGAUGGUCUAUCGAGCCACUGCCGCUCGGGUUUUACCCCUCCAUCGAGCUCAACUCCGGCCGUGCCCGCAGUGGGGUGUCGACGCCACCGGUCAGCAGCACCAGCCUGCCCCGCUCGACGAUGUCCGCGUUGAUUCAAUCCCUCUCGCCACUUUUCUUUUCACGGUUUGCGGGGGACGUGAUGUGGUCGCUGUUGUCCAUGACGGCGCGACACGCAACGGUCACCGCCUUGGAGGUGGGCAUGAGUCCCGCGUACGAGCUGCGGUGUCUUUCUGACAAAAGUGCUGCGCGUCGCCUCGCGCGGCCGCGUUGCUUCGACCCCCGGCAGGUGCUGGACCCGAACCAGAAACUGCCCUACCAGCUCUACCGGCUCUUCCAGUUGCAGGACAGCGGAUGUCUGCCGAACAAGUACGAGCGACUCAUUCACGGGGUGGUGCAGCGGCUGGUGACGGUGUUGGCUGCUGAAGAAGGAGGGGACGGAGGCAACGACAAGGCGAACGAGGACACACCGUCUACGCAGCGGGCGGCGAAAACGGAGGCAACGCGCAGCGCUCCACUCAUAAACCCGCACGGUGCGAAACCAUCCGCAAACCCCACCGCGGCAGCAACACCAGCUGUCAUUGGCACGUCUUCCCUCACCACCUUUGUCGGCGACACAGCGCUGCUGUUGCGUCAGCUACGACGCGAUGAUGGGGAGAUGUUUGUGAUGGAGCUGCCGCCGGCGAGGGGGCCGUCCGCCGCUACCGUCCCCGCCACCGCCGCUUCCUCGGCUGCCCUCAACGCGGCGCAAGGGGCCGCGAUUCUGCCCAUUUCCCUCACCAACGGUGGCACAGGCGUCCUGUCGUUCGACACCAAGUACCGCAACAUGGAGCAGGCGAUGCUGUACAAGGAUGAGGAACUGAAGAACAUCCUGGCGAAGUACCCCGAUGGUCAGGGUGGGUGGCCGGCCUACACGCUGACGGCGUCGGCGGCGCCGUGGGCCUACCUGCGCAGCGUCUCCUCCUCCGCCGCUGGGCAUCGACUGACGAUGAACGGGAAGACGAGUGAAGCGCUGACCUCGUCGAUUCUGACGGUGACGGUGAAGUCGCUGAAGCCGGUAAUUCUGCACGCUGCGGUGCGGGCCCUGUGCGACGCGCUACGCGGCCUGCCGACACGUCAGCGCCGUGAUGAACGCCGCCGUGGCAGCAACACAGAGAGGGGGUCCCUUUUACCGGUGGUGGCGGCCGGUCUGCUGGACGCGCGCGUUGUGGCCUCGCUCAUCCAGCAGAGCAGCGCGCGCUCGAGCGACGACGACUGCGCCCACUUUGUGCGCAUCCUGACGGAUCUCCUGCAGCUGUGGCGGUGUGUGCCGCGGGUCUCCCCUCAUGAUCAGCUUCCCCUGGCGAUGGCCAUGUCGCACCUCAACUUGCCGCUCUGCAGCAUCGUGCAGCGUCAGAGCAGCGACGCCGAUCUCGGCUCCCUCCUCUCGACCACCACCGGGACAUAUAGCCCGUACGUGCAGGCGCUCGUGGGGCUGUGGGCGACGGCCAUACAGGUGGAUUGUGAGUGGGCGGGCCGCACGUACGCGGAGCAGCUGCGCGCGCGUUGGCGGCGCCUUCUGCGGACGUGGCGGCGGUCGGCGGUGCAUCGACCCGCCGCAUCUCGACUCCCACCUCGCAAAACGUCAUCCAAUGCGCCGAGCCAGCCAACCACGGGGCGUGUCACGGGGCUGACGGCAACUGAGACUUCGCGAGGGCGGCAGGGACCGCAGCUCUACACGCCUCCCUCGUCACCCAACAUGCGUGCCCAAGUCCGUACCGCCGCCGCCCUCAGCACGGAUGCACCCUUCGCACCGGAGAGUGAGCCGGGGAAGGCGCGACAACAACGCGGCGAGGAAGUCGCAGGCGAAAUGCGCGACAGUGCACCGCCCGCUGUGGAGCUGGUGGCGAUGGAGCCGCCGGCGGGGUCGCCCGGCUCGCCGUCCUCUCCGACGAACAGUGAAGGGGCCCGGCACGAUGUCGCUGUGCGCAGGGACCGCUGCCCGAAGGGUGUAGCCCGGAAAGGAAACGGGCUGUGGGUUGUGAAGGGCGGCAGCGGUAGUAGUGGCAGCACAGCCGAAGGGGCCCAAGACGACCCCGCACGCAAUAGUGGUGGUGGUGGUGGUGUGUCUGGCAGGAGCGGCGGCGCCACCACCGUGCGCAGCAGCGUGGGCUUCACGAGCGGUGCGGUGUACUGGGAGGUUUACGUGACGAACAUCAGCCGUUCGGAGCACCCGCCGUCGCUGACAAACGGCUCCACUCUGGCAUCCAACGUGCUGGUCGGGGUCGCGACGGAGCGCUGCACACCGAUGUUCUCCCUGUCCGGCCCUGAUGGUGCUGGGGUGUUCUUGGGGAACGACUCCGAGUCGUGGGCCUUCGACGGGGGGCGGGCAUUGCGUUACUACAAGGGCUGCUGCCUCGAGUCGGGUCCGCGCACGAAGUGGAAGAUGGACGACGUCAUCGGCUUCGUGCUGGACAUCGCACGGAAUCGGCUGUGCUGCUCGCACAACGGCCGCCUCGUCGCGGAGUUCAACGGCAGCUUCCUCUCGCCGCAGCAGCGCGCGGAGCAGGUGGCGCUUUUCCCAGUCAUCAUUUGCGCUGGCGAGGGCAGCUGCGAGGUGAACUUCGGCGCGACUGGGUUCGCCUCGAGCCCGCCGCCGGGGUGUCUGCCGGUGGACCCGUCGCUCUACGUGAGUGAGGAGGCGGCGCGUGUGUGGCAGCUGGUGCUGGCCGAGGAGCUGCUGACGCCGCGUGGGCCGGGUGCGCUGUCGAGGAUGAAUACGCGGGGGACCACCAACAGCACCGUUGCCGCCGCUGCUGAGGAAGCGGAAGAGGAAGAAAAGACAGCGGAAUCGAACGACCUGAUCGCUUUCGUGGGUAAUGACGGUGCUGAGAGGGGUGUGUCUUCUCGCCGAGCUCGUAUCCUGGCGCACCCUGCCCUCCCACAUCUAUGUCGUCAUGUGGCUGCUUACUCCAAAGGCCGCUUCGGCCCUCUCGAUGUGGUGUUGCUGUGCCCCGACGGCAACGCCAAGACGGUCUCCUCGCGCGAGUGCAAGACGGACAAGGAGUCGAGUUUGCUGCUGGGCAGCGUCGCGGUUACUUCGGGGCGGUGGUACUUUGAGGUCGUCCUGCCGGGGGAGCCGACCUUCCACGUCGGGUGGUACGCGUGGCGGGCACUGGAGGAGCAGGGCGACGGGGGAAACGGGGCGGCAACCACGGCGCUGAACCCCGAUACGCCCGCAACCGCCUUCCUCGCCUCACCCAACGGCCGUGCCCAGCUUGGGCACGACGCCUUCUCGUGGAGCCUCGAUGCAGCUCGCAUGGCCGUACGACACAACAAGCAGCAGCGCACGUUAGCGCGGCGGGCGUGGAAGUGCGGCGACGUCGUGGGCUGUCUGCUGGACUGCGACGCCGGAUCGGUCGCCUUUACGGUGAAUGGAGAAGCCCUGGUCGAGACGCACGGCGGCGCCACCAUCUUCAGCGGGCGAUCACCACCGCACACACCCCCACCGCUGCUUUCCACCUCGCCACAUCAACAAACGGCAUCCGCGCCGACGUCGCCACUGCGAGUGCAGCCGGAACGUCGACCGAGCAACACAAGCGGCGCUGUCGCAGCCACAGAGGCACCGUGUAACACGCCUGCAGCGCUGUUCACGGGCAUCUCAAUGAGCGAAACACGUGGGUUGGUGCCGGCGAUCCUGCUCGAGCCCAAGUCCGCGCUGGGGUGCCUGUGGAACGCAGACGAGUUGCUCUACCCACCACAAGACGGCAGUUACCGUGCGUUGGGGGGCGCGCACGUGGUGCGCAACGCGCUGGUGCAGCUGAUCACACAAACCUCGACGGACGUCAGCGGCAGUGUCACGGCCAACGGAGGCGGUGGCUCAAACAGAGGGGAGGAAAAGUGGCGUGCCCCGCGUGCAGUGCAAACGGCUGCUGCGCCUUCUCGUUGGCUGAACACGGCUGCCCUGCAGGAGUUGUUGUACUACGCCAGCAAAGUGCAGGAGCUGUGCCCGACCAGCCUGCGCAGCUACACCAUGCCAUCGCUGUUCAACGUCCCGCGGAUGGAGUCUCCAGGCGCAGCGGCAGAAGACGACGCCACCAGCACGGAUGGGCCGCAGUCCCCCUCUCGCAAGCUGUCGCAGCAGCAGCAGCAGCAAGACCUCUGCAGCGCGAGCGGCCUUGACGUCCCACAGCUGCACACACAUUUGGCAGCGCUGCUCUUCUUUGCGCACCUCUUCACCUUUCUCUACCCCUUUGCCCACGCCGCGUCGCUGCCCUUCAUGGUGGAGGACACGCCGCUGGGCAGCAACUGGGCCAUGACAAACCUGCAUCGCACACUGAACCAAUGCCGCGCCUUUGCGCCACCGUGGACGGCGCUGCGCGUGCUGCAGUGGUCGCUGGACGCCUCGAACGGCGCCGGCGACGCGGUGCGGCUAAGCGUGAAUCGCCGCAAGGCGCUGACGGUGGUGCGCGACCCGUCUGCGUCAAUCACGCGGCGACUGCGAGACAGUUUAUUUGGUCAAGUGUAUCAGCUGCUCUCAACGAAGGCGGCUGUGCUGUUCACGACGAACAAGAAGAUGUGGACGGUGGCGUUCUACGGCGAAGGCGCCGACGACGUCGGUGGGCCCUACCGCGAGUGCCUUACGCAGAUGUGCACCGAGCUCAUGAGCGGCUCGCUCACCCUCUUCUUGCCCAGCGCGAACAUGGCGAAUGAGUUGGGCGAGGUGCGGGAUGCAUUUGUUGUGAAUCCUGUCUGUGCCCCACCGGUGGAGCUGCUCAUGUACCGCUUUCUUGGGCGGCUGAUGGGCGGCUGCCUGCGCGGCGGAGAGCCGCUUUCCUUGUAUCUGCCAAGCGCGCUGUGGAAGUACCUGGUAGGCGAGGCGGCGGACGACACGGACAUGGCGCGGGUCGACGUGGCGACGCUGCACGCAAUAGAGUACGUGGAACGCAUUGCAGGGACGACUGGUGCGAGCAAAGCGGUCUUGUCGAUGACAGACGAGGAGGUGGCGGAGCGCAACGCGGAGUUGGUGGAGCUCUGCCCCGGCGGGUUCUCUCUCCUGAACGACGCCGGUGUGGAGGAGGAGUUGGUGCCCGGCGGGGAUCAGGUUCCGCUCACGGUGCACAACGCCAGCCUCUACGUCCGACUUGUACGCGAGCAGAAGCUGUACGGCAGCGGCGCGGCGCAGCGUCGGGCGCUGCAGCAGGGAUUUCACGAGGUGGUGCCGUUGUGCAGCGUGGCUGGGCUGAAGUGGUACGAGCUGGAGGAGUUGGUUUGCGGGCAAUGCGACUACGACCCCGACGCGCUGCUCGACACGGCCCGCUUCGACGGCCUGGAGGCGUCGGACGUGCGCAUCGCCUUUUUGCGAGCGGUGCUGCGCGGCUUUACGCGGCACCAACGUGCCCUCUUCAUGCGCUUCGUCAGCGGACGGGAGCGAUUGCCGCCUGGGAUUCGGUUGAAGAUAAUGCCGGACGAUGCCCCGCGUGGGGGCGCCUCCAUCGCACCUCUCACGCCUCGCGUUCCACCCGUCAUCGCCAACGCCACCGCCGCAGCGGGUGUGAUGACGCCGCAGCCACCCCCACCGCAAACCAGCGGUGAGGGAGGUCAUCACGACCACAGCAGCGGUAGGAGUGGCAGUGGAGGCAGCGGCAAUAACACGCGCAACGGCACCUUCGCUCGACACAACGUCCUCCAACAACAGAGCGGGCUCAGCGGUUCCUCGCAGCCACCACCACCACCGCCGCAGCCAUCGUUCUCGCCACCGCAACUCGGCUUUACGCCGCCGCCGCCGCAGUCGAUGCCGCUGCCGCCGGGGCUUGCGCGCGCCAUCCCACCGCCGGUACUGCAGCCCCGACAGCUCUUGUCAGGUCAACGCGGCGCCAAUGCACCUUCGCUGUUGACCUCCUCGCCUCCCGCACGUCCGACACGCCACACAGUGCCUGACGCACAGCAGCUCAGCGGCAACCCCGCUCAGGAUGCUGAUCUCGCCACCUGUGAUGACGCACGGUUGCCGCACGCUUCGACGUGCUUCUACUGGCUGCGUCUGCCUCGGUACAGCUCGGCGGCCGUCAUGGCAGAGAAGCUCCUCUUCGCGAUUGAGCAGUGUGUCGACAUCGACGCCGAUUUUCGUGUGCACGACACGGAUGUGGCGGAGCAGGAAGCCGGGCCCUCGCUGGCGCGGGUCAGCAGCGAUGAGGACGACCUCUUUGAGGACUUCUCUCACCUGCGGUAG